This is a messenger RNA of Westerdykella ornata, 1122 nucleotides long. RefSeq lists its product as uncharacterized. The record is from RefSeq and is a predicted model, not a curated record. Lineage: Eukaryota; Fungi; Ascomycota; Dothideomycetes; Pleosporales; Sporormiaceae. The transcript has 2 exons. The coding region runs from base 116 to 763 and encodes 215 amino acids.
GCACCAAUCCAGUUCCCACAUCUUCUUGAUAGACUAUGAUAAUACAUAUCAGGGUACUGUGAAGGAGCUUGGAACCAUCGGCUCAGGGGCUUUCGCAAUAUCCAUAGGAAAACGCAUGAUGAUUGCGGUUCUAAGCUAUACUGAUUACGCAUCUUCAAAGGGAGAAAGAAUUAAAAGAAGAAUGAACCAACCUGCAUCUCUACCAUAUGAACCAACCCGACGACCCUCACGACACACCUCAGUCACAUGUUCUCACGACUGCCAGGCGUUCACCUGGGCACCCGUGCACGCGUCCAGCGCGUGCCUUCCCUCUCCGGCAGCACACUUGCGUCAGUUACCCGCUUCUCCCCUCGGAAACUCGCCUUCACCCCCAACUCGACGCUCGUUUUCACCUUCACCCUCAUCUUCACCGGGUGCGUUUGCUGCCAAGAUGCCGCCUGCAUUAAGUGACUACGACUCAGAUGGGGAGCUGCUGUCUUUCUCACUCACCACCUCCACCGCCCCCACUUGCACGUCUAGUCUUGGAGUUGACAAUAAGAUCCCGCCGCGUUCACGCACCUUGAUCGAGUCGGCGGGCGAGGAAAGCGGUGACGGCGACGGCCACAAGGAGGAGCAGUGUGAGAAUAACGUUCCGUUGCAGAAUCUUGAAAGCAGAGGGUUGGGAGCGUCUACAGUAGGUUCUAUCCCCUUCGGCCCUGCCGAAACUGCCAUCUCUUCCUUGCCUUGCCUUUGCCUUGAUUGCGUUCGUUGUGGUGUGGCAUGAGCUGAGAGCGCUUUUGUGCUUGGAGCGUCCGGUUUCGCGUUCUUGUUCGAGCGAGACGUUUUCGAUUGAGCGUUCUGGGAUUGGGGACUACGAGGAGGACAAGCGGGACAUAGUCGAGUCAGACGACGACGUUGUGGUAAGUCUCUGCCAUCCCACUGCCUUUUCUCUUUCCUUGUGUCGUGUCAUGAGCUGAGAGCGCUUUCGUGCUUGAAGCAUCCGGUUACUGUUUCGAGCGAGAAGUCUGCUGUUGGGCCUUCCGGGGUUGGGAAAGAAAAGGAGGACCAGGAGUUUUUAGUUGAGUCGGACGACGUUCUGGUAAGUGCUAUCUCCCCGCUGCCGCACGCCUGCCAUACCCCUUG